Molecule: messenger RNA, 1595 nt
Organism: Effrenium voratum
Lineage: Eukaryota; Dinophyceae; Suessiales; Symbiodiniaceae
Source: the annotation of a GenBank genome assembly
GGCCCGUAGAGAGCAUUUUUCAGCCAUGAGCGGGUCGUCCUCAUCUUCGUCAUCCUCGUCCUCAUCCGAGUCCAACCAGGACGAGGCGGCGUCUGACCCUGAGUCCGAGGAAGCGGAUGCUCCGGAGUCCCAAGGACGCCAAGGACGACCUGCCCCCGCAGCUGCUCCGGCGCCGGCCGUGCCGAAGCCUGAGGCACCGAGGCCAAAGCCUAAGAAGCGUCCAGCGGAAGAGGAGGAGCAGGAGGCUUUCAGGUUAUCCAUCGAAAGCCUGCAGGGGAGAUGGAGACACUCCGUGUCCUCCCUCGGGAUGCUAUGCGUGAAGGGACGCUCCGUGAAGUUCGUAGAUGGCAGCAGCUACGAGCUCAAGGAGCUUUCCCCUGGCCGCAUCGACAUGUGCGGUUGGCAGACCGUGGCAGCCAGAAGCUCGCCAGAGGUCAUCGUUUGGUCGCUGGAGAGCGAUCCCGCGACCACUUGCAACUGGCUGUUGGAGGAGGACGUGGAUCAGAACACCCUCGAGGGUUUGGACUCCAGGAACAUCAUCCAGGGCAAGCGUCGGCGCGCCAAGGUGGACUAUGCCGCCCUGGAGCGGCAGAUCGAUCAAGAGCAGAAGAAGACCCAGGACGUUUUCUCGGAUCGAUCCAGCGACUCAGGCGAAGGCGAAGGCGAGUCCCUGGAGAUGAGCCCAAAGGAGUGGGCCGAACACCACGCCAAGCAGUCCGCGAAGGCUGCCGGCGAGUUCCGGAAGUGGAUGCUCAGCACCUGUACCAGCAGGCACGAGGAGCUGCUGCGGCGCAAGGGCCUGCUGGUGACCCGCAUGCCCGUGGCGCUGGUGGGCCCGGGUCGGCGUACUCUGGAGAAGGAGCUGGCCCCUUACGGGGUGAAGCUGCGCUUCCAUUGCCAGGAGACCGUGGUCCUGGUUGACGCGAGCUGUCGGGAGCGCUUCCAGGCGAAGCACCCACAAGAGUGGAGAGAUGCGCGGGAGGCGAAGGAGUCGCCCACCACGGCAGCACCCGUCGCUUCGCCGCCAGCGUUGGCGGCGCCAGCGGCGCCAGCGGCGCCGGCCGCAACUUCGGCGUCGCAGGCGGUCAGCCCCGCAAAGAAGAGGCGGCUGCGGAGAAUCGUCACCGACUCGGAUGACGAGGCACCAGAGGCUGAGGCUCCAUCGACUGAGGCACCGCAAUCGACGUCCGAGGGCCAGGUCCCCGAUCUUCAGGCUGCAUGGUCAGAGGUUGAGGAGAAGUCGGGCGUUGUCCCGACUCCGGAGGCGGACAAAGCGAAGGGAUCGCCACCUCCGGUAAGUCAGGAGAGGCCCCCCCGGCGAAGGAGCGAACCGAGGCGCCGCCUCUUCAGAUCUUUGAGAAGGCCAAGAGGCGACUGGAAGGCACCCCGCCGAUGCCGGCGGAGAAGGCAUUGAAGGUGCUGGCCUACCUGGAGAAGGAGUGCGUGGAUGCGGACAUACUCCUGUCCACCAAGAUCGGCGUUACGGUCAACCGCUUGAGGAAAACCUACUCUGAGAACGCUGCGGUGGUAAAGAAGGCCACAGAGCUGGUGGCGAGAUGGCGCGAUCUCUGGGUAGACUCGCAGAAACGCGGGUG